Molecule: messenger RNA, 963 nt
Organism: Colossoma macropomum (tambaqui)
Lineage: Eukaryota; Metazoa; Chordata; Actinopteri; Characiformes; Serrasalmidae
Product: odorant receptor 131-2-like
Exons: 1
Coding region: 1-963 (320 amino acids)
Biological process (GO): G protein-coupled receptor signaling pathway
Cellular component (GO): membrane
Molecular function (GO): G protein-coupled receptor activity
Source: RefSeq, a predicted model, not a curated record
AUGGCAGGCAUUAAUGUAAGCACAGUAGAUGCUUUUAUUUUUCAGUCCUUUAUAAAAGUGGAACUGGAUGGAGGGAGUAUCACAAAGUUGCUGGUAGCAAUAGUGCUAACUCUGUUAUUUGUACAUGUAAACUGUGUGAUGCUCUAUGCUCUUAUGAGUAAGCGUGUUUUUAAAGAAUCCCCACGCUACAUUCUCUUUGCCCACAUGCUUUUCAAUGACUCUGUAAAUCUCAUUCUGACUUCUUUAUUGUUUCUCUUGGCUUUUGCCUUCCUCAAGCUGGCCAAAGCUGUCUGUUCACUCCUUGUUUUUCUCUCUACUGCAACAUUCCGCAAUGCACCUUUAAACUUGGCUUUGAUGUCACUGGAGCGUUAUGUGGCCAUAUGCUUUCCUUUAAGACACGCUGAAAUAGCCACUCAGAAAAGGACUUGGGUUGCCAUCAGCUUUAUUUGGUUUUUUGGCUCUGUGAACAUUUUGAGUGACAUAAUUUUUGCAGCAAUGAUGGAUCCUAACUUCUUCUAUGUACAGAUGCAUUGUACUCGUGAGCAGAUCUUCAUGAAACCAUGGCAACUUGAUGUGUACAAUGGCUUCAAUGCAUUUUACUUUGUGUCAGUGACAGUCAUCAUCAUCUUCACCUACAUCAGCAUUAUGAUCACAGCCAGAUCCAUGUCCUUCAAUAAAGACUCUGCUAAGAAAGCUCACAGGACUGUACUGCUGCACCUCAUUCAGCUGGGCCUGUGUCUCACCUCUUUCCUGUAUGGCACGCUUGAGAGAACACUUGUAAUGACAAGUAAUAGCAACUUUCUUUUUCUACAUCUGCGCUAUCUGAACUACAUAUUUGUCCUGAUCCUGCCCCGUUGCCUGAGCCCCCUCAUUUACGGGCUGAGAGACGAGGCUGUGCGAACCUUAUUCACAUACUACUUCUGUCAUUGCUCAAGAAAGUUCCACACUACUGUGGAUGUGUAG